CAGGAGGCGAUCAGCCUGGGAGCGAGGGGCUUGAAUUUGAGCAGAAGUAGGCCCCGACGCUGGUGGCUGGAUCUUCCCCUCAGGUACCUGUUGGGCAAUAGGAUUAUACUGCCUUGUAAAUAAGAUGGUCAUGGUCCCUGCCGUCACGGAGCUUCUAGUCUGGUGGUGAAGAAAGCAAAUGACAAAUGCACAAGUACAGAUCGUGGAAAUUGAUGCCUCGUCAAAAUGGAGAUUAAUCAUUUGUGUUUGGGAGCAGCCGAACUGGGGGCCAAUUACCUCUCAAUUUUAUAAACCAAUUAUAUGAACUCCUUUUCCGUUGCUCCCACCCCCAUCCCACCUUCAAACUUCUUACCGAUGGCAUUCAGGAGGCAAGUGAAAAACUUCAUGAAGAAUUACUCAGAUGCCGAAAUAAAAGUCAGGGAAGCAACUUCCAAUGACCCUUGGGGUCCUUCUAGUUCUCUCAUGUUAGAUAUCAGUGACCUGACUUUCAACACAAUUUCUCUGUCAGAGAUUAUGAAUAUGCUAUGGCAGAGACUCGGUGACCAUGGGAAGAGCUGGCGUCAUGUGUACAAAUCCCUUACGCUCAUGGAUUAUCUCAUCAAGAAUGGAUCAAAGAAAGUUAUCCAGCAUUGCAGAGAGGGGUUCUGUAAACUUCAGACACUAAAAGAUUUUCAACACAUAGAUGAAGCUGGAAAAGACCAAGGCUAUCAUAUCCGGGAAAAGUCUAAGCAAGUCAUGACACUGCUGGUGGAUGAAGAGCUGCUGCACAGAGAGAGGGAAGCAGCGUGUCGGACGAGGCAGCGAACCUCCCACUCCAUGACAUUUCCUAAAAGAUUACCUGGUAUGGCUAACACCCCAGCAGUAUGUGCCUCUGCCCACACACCAGAAAUCCCUGCCUCGGAGAGGAAACGUAAGCUGCUUAAGGUUGCAAGGCAACGUAACACAAAAAACGCCUCCAAGGCGGGAUUGAAACAAGAGCAGCGCCAAGACAUCCAAUUGCCUAGUGGGACUGUGUUGUCCCAGGAAACACCACCAGUCAAGAUGAAUGUUUGGAAAUCAACAGAGGACCUGAUGUUAUUUUAUGAGGAUGAUCCAAAGCCAGUUUUGCCCACAAUUCCUCCUCCCAUUACCUCAUCAACUAAAUGGUUAUCAGAAGAGCAAGCAGACGUUUGUCACCUCUGCGAUGCAGACGCUGUGCCUACCCCCUCAGAAGAAAGCCCGUCUCUGCAGACAAAUGUGAGUUUGGACAAGAAACCAGACAGCAGUACCAUCACAAAUACCGUAACCGAAAGCCCUUUGCAAAUGCCUCUGGACAAGCAGUCCGCUGCAGAAAGCUUUGACACAUUGACAACCUCACCAUCGUUUUGGUCAUCGAAUAAGGAAGAGUUCGUCAGCCCUAAUUUAAGGAUGUCAAAGUCAGAUUCUACUUUCUGUGACCAGGCCUCUGUGGAGACGCUCUAUGUCUCUCCUUCAUUCAAAACAUUUGACCCAGUGAAGGAGAUGGUAAGCAAUAAGGACUGCCAGAAGCCAGCACAAUCCAGCAUUGUUCACAUGGAUGAGGAAAACCUCAAGACUGUAACCACAUGGGUUUCAACCACCUCUGAAGGAACGUCCUCCUUGUCUACUUUAUCCAUGCCGUCUCCCGACUCAGCCUCUCCGGAGAAGUCUGUUCAUCUUCUACCCCGCAUUUUGGCGGGACCUUCCUUCUGGUCUCUGGCCCAGCAACGGUCUUCUUCCGCCUCCUUUAAAGAUGAAGAUAAGACGGCCAGGGCUCACCACCCCUUUGCUCCUAGGGACCAAGCGUCUUCUGAUGAAGAGGAGGACAACCUCCAUCUGCUGGAGAGUCUUCCGGAUAACUCUGAGUCUGCUAAAGAGCAGACAAGUCCUGCUUCUGCCAGUAAUUGGGCAGAGUCUUCCACCCCCAGGGCAGACCACGUCACCUCUGUGUCCUGUCUGAGUUUUCAGACACCUGCCGGCCUGCCGGGGGAGCCCGAAACAAACGAUUCCAUUAAAACUCUCCUAGGGGAGGUGAAAAAUGCCAUAGUGAAACUACACGAAGACCUGAGCACGGUGAUAAGAGAACUUAACGUCAUCAAUAGCCAUCUGGUGAGCAUGAGUGGGAAUAGCCUGCAGCUAAAGUCUUCCCAGCUUCCCCGGUCUUCCGAGGGGACCUCAGAUCACAUGUAACAAGCCCGAGAGCCCCUGUCGGUAGAACUCAUGUGGUUCCACCUCCCGAAGACCUAAGUUAGCCUUUUGUAGAUUCUCAUCCUUCUGGCAAAAAUGGGGUGGUGGUUGGAUUUUUCCUUGUCAGGCUUAUUAACAAAUCUCUUUCAAACCACUAAACUCAUUUGGGUGGUUUCUUUUUUAAAGAGGAAAAAGCAUCACCUUUGAUAAGAUUUUCAGAUUCAGCUACAAACUGUUUUUCAUUUGACACUGAAGAGAAUUUCUUUCUUCCACACCCUGGACUUUACCUCAAAAUAUAUUAAGCGUUAGUGGAAGCUGUGGCAAGACCUCAGACUGCAAAUGGCUCUUCCAGAGCUUUUGGAUGAGCAGGUGGUAAGAAGGCCUUCAGAGCCUGGGGUUGCUGUUCUGUCUGCUCUCGUGCCAGGUUUCAGAUUCUGCAAACAAAGGACCAGCAAUCUUUCCCUUCCUGUGGCUGCCACCAUUGGUUGGGGGGUUAAGCUGAGACAGGUGGGACAUGGGACAGGUGUUUUUAUUGCUAAUGUUUAUUGCAAAGUGAAUUCAAAUGCAUACUUCGGUUGUAUUUGGAAAAUAAAUUUGAUAUUUUUCAUCUUCUA
Messenger RNA from Panthera uncia (snow leopard), 2798 nucleotides. It is a transcript of the gene ENTHD1, whose product is annotated as ENTH domain containing 1. Bases 301 to 2187 code for a protein of 628 amino acids. Gene Ontology annotation, cellular component: plasma membrane; endosome; clathrin vesicle coat. Gene Ontology annotation, molecular function: phospholipid binding; clathrin binding. The transcript is spliced from 8 exons. NCBI's taxonomy places the organism in Eukaryota, Metazoa, Chordata, Mammalia, Carnivora, Felidae. Gene Ontology annotation, biological process: endocytosis. The record is from RefSeq and is a predicted model, not a curated record.